Messenger RNA from Arabidopsis lyrata subsp. lyrata, 1276 nucleotides. RefSeq names its product oleosin GRP-17. The coding region runs from base 184 to 1125 and encodes 313 amino acids. The transcript is spliced from 3 exons. The record is from RefSeq and is a predicted model, not a curated record. Gene Ontology annotation, biological process: lipid storage; sexual reproduction. NCBI's taxonomy places the organism in Eukaryota, Viridiplantae, Streptophyta, Magnoliopsida, Brassicales, Brassicaceae. Gene Ontology annotation, cellular component: monolayer-surrounded lipid storage body; extracellular region; membrane.
AUACAAAAAAGAUGUGACCUUGGCGUGACGUAGAGCAACUUCACUCACGAAGGUGUCAGUUGCAUGCAUGGACAAUAUUUGCUUCAGACAUGUGGCGUACACGUCGAUCUCACCCCUGGACCCACUCUUUAAUACACAAUCAGAUCAGAGUAUUCGACUUAACAAAAUUUAUUUUACUGCCAAAUGCAUUUCUUCGGCACGAAAGGCAAACCUCCUCUUUAUGCCGGUAUAGCCGUCGUAUCCCUCAUGAUCCUCACUGGUUUAACUUUUGCCGGUACUGCCGUGACUCUAACCGUUAUGAUGCCGGUUUUGGUGGUUCUUAGUCCGAUUCUCGUACCGGCGGUAAUCACUUCGAGUUUCUUGGCAACGGGGUUCUUAGCUUCUGGUAGCCUCGGAGCAUCCGGGAUCGCCCUCCUCAUCUGGCUCUACAACAAAGAAGAGCAUUCCAGAGAUACUCUGCAUGCGCGAGGAGCUAGGCCUGAAGGGCCUAACAAGCUGGCAGAAAGUGGCAAGCAGUCAGGAGGAGAUAAUCUGUUGAAGGAAGAUAAGCCGCCAGAAAGAGACAAGUUGCCGAGAAGAGACAAGCCAUCAAAGGAAGACAAUAUGCUGAAAGGAGAUAAACUGGUCGAGGAGGACAAAUUGCGGGGAAAAGAUAAGCCGGCGGAGGAAGACAAACCACCACAAAAAGAUAAACCGGCAGAAGGAGAUAAGCCGGUGGAGGGAGACAAACCGCCACAAAAAGAUAAACCGGCAGAAGGGGAUAAGCCGGAUAAACCGGUGGAAGGAGAUAAGCCGGCGGAGGAAGACAAACCGCCACAAAAAGAUAAAUCGGCGGAAGGAGAAAAGCAUGUGGAAGAAGAUAUGUCUUUAGGAGGAGUUAAGCAAAUGUCAAUCCCUGAGAUAUCAAAGGUUAUGGUGGUGGAGAAAAUCCCAAUUGUCCUCAAGUGUUGCGGCCCAAAUACUUCUACUAAAAAGUGUCAUCAAUUUCGAUUCGCCAUGGAUGCUAGUACUAAAGCACGGUCUAUUUUUAUGAAAGAAUACCAAAAAGUCCCCCGUGUAGGAGCUUUUGCAUAUAAAUACUUUACUUCUCGUGACAAAAAGUACGUAAACCAGUUUCAUAUAUGACAUUUGGGACUUGGAAUACCAACAUCAUAUAAAGAGUCCAAACGAAAUUUAUCAUUUGGAAGGUAUUAAUACUACUACUAAACUAAUGUGUUUUUGUUUUGUCACCAAAUAAAUAUGCUGCUAUUAACAGGUGGAUGCUCUCAAUUUGUCA